Nematostella vectensis (starlet sea anemone) is the source of this 3376-nucleotide messenger RNA. Its product is annotated as solute carrier organic anion transporter family member 4A1. The record is from RefSeq and is a predicted model, not a curated record. Gene Ontology annotation, molecular function: protein binding. NCBI's taxonomy places the organism in Eukaryota, Metazoa, Cnidaria, Anthozoa, Actiniaria, Edwardsiidae. Gene Ontology annotation, biological process: transmembrane transport. The transcript has 10 exons. Gene Ontology annotation, cellular component: membrane. Bases 211 to 2265 code for a protein of 684 amino acids.
GCAGGCUCGCCAUUCCACAUUUGAGAGUCCCUCAUGCGUGAGUCAUGAGCACAGAGCGGUACACGGAAAACCAAAACAUCAACCCAAUAAAAAAAAUAGUUAUCGAGCAAACUACUGGAUAGCUAUUUACUCCAGAUCUGUGGUUAUGAAUCGCAAGGACAACGUAAACAAACAAUGUUUAGCCUAACACCGUGAGCAAGAGACCCUGUCAUGGACGACGAUGAUCACAAAGAACAGGAGCUAACAUGUGGUUGGCGCUCUUUCACGCCGAAAUUUCUACAAAAGCUCAAUACGCCAAAAUGGUUUCUUGUCUUCCUAACUAUAUACUCCUUCAUGCAAGGCAUGACAGCCAAUGGUUUCACAGCUGCGGGCCUGACAGCGUUAGAAAAACGCUUCAAGUUAAGCAGCAAGCAAACGGGCUUGAUAGUAGCAGCCAAUGACGUAUCUACACUGUUUCUAAUCAUCUUCAUCAGCUACUACGGCGGCCACAGGCACAAAGCUCGCUGGCUGGGCUUUGGAGCGCUAGUAACGAGCCUGGGCUGCUUGCUUUUCGCGCUUCCACACGUGCUCAUCGGCAAAUACCUCCCGGUUGAAUUCGAGCGUAUCAAUGAGGGAGGCGACCUCUGCUUAAUCAGGAACUCAACGACAAGUAGAACAGAUGAGGUCUGCACUAACGUGGUCUCGAACUCGGACUGGAAGUACAUGUUCGUGUUUAUAGGAGCCAAGUUACUGCUAGGAGCAGGAACAACGCCCCUAUUCACUCUAGGCCCAUCGUACAUUGACGAGAAUGUCGAUCCUAAAUCAGCGCCCAUGUACCUGGGCGUAUGGUUUAUCGCAACGUUUUUUGGACCAGGAAUUGGAUACGUGGCUGGCGGAUCACUGCUUAACAUAUGGGUAGACUUGAUUCAGCCCCCUGGAAUGACUCUCACACCAGAUGAUCCCCGCUGGAUCGGGGCGUGGUGGCUGGGGUACUUCUUCGGUGGGCUGCUUCUGUUGCUCUCUGCCAUCGCGUUACUGGGUUACCCGCGAGAGAUGCCUGGUGCGCGAGAAAUAAGGGCGCGCGCGAUCAAGGAGGGUCUUCUUCCCCCACGUGACGAGCACAUUCAAGGUCGACUCAAAGAUCUUUUCCCUGCGACCAAGGCAUUACUCACGAACGGCACGUUCAUCUGCAACACUCUAGCGCUCUCUGCGACUGCACUUAUCGCGACCGGGCUGGGCCCGUUCAUCUCUAAGUUCAUCCAGUCUCAGUUUGGCGAGCCCUCCUCCACAGCUGGUAUUCUGUCUGGAGUGAUCAUCAUCCCAGGGACCGCGGGCGGUAUUUUCCUGGGAAGUUACCUCGUCAAGCGCACAGAUCUGCGCAGAUCGUGUCGCACGGCGGCACGCUACUGCUUCAUCUUUCAGUUCAUUGGCACAUGGGGCGUGCUCACAUUCCUUAUACCGGGCUGCAAAACAAGUCAGAUCGCGGGCAUAAAUGCGCCCUAUGGAAAUAAUUCUGUGACUGGUCCAAACAUGACCACUCUGUGUAACGUGGGAUGUCAGUGUUCAAGCACGGAUUACUUUCCGGUGUGUGGUGUGGAUAAGAUCACGUACUUCUCGCCCUGUUACGCCGGCUGUCAGAAGAGAAUCGGUACAGAGGAGUUCGACAAAUGUCUAUGCAUCCAACCCGCAGUGGAAGGCACAGAGUUCGGGUUCGCUAAGAAGGGAGUGUGUGAUCGUGACUGUAAAAAUCUAGUGCCGUUCAUGCUUGGUGCAUUAGUGCUGCUCGUCGCGAACUUUAUGAAUGCCACACCUAACAAGACUGUCGUACUUAGGUGUGUACCAGAUAACCAGCGUACAUAUGCUCUUGGUCUGCAAUGGCUAUUUUUAAGCGUGUUUGGCUCGGUGCCGGGUCCUGUCUUGUUUGGCACCUUCAUUGAUCGGACAUGCACGUUGUGGGAGGACUCGUGUGGCAGUAGAGGGAGUUGUCUUGAAUACAACAAUGAGCUACUCAGUUACCUACUCAUUGCCUGUGGGUUAUUCUUUCAAGUUGUUUCAACCCUGCUGUACUUUUGCUCCUAUUACUGCAUCAAAAGGCGUGAAGACAAAGAAGCUGCAGAGGAAAGACAAAAUAACUCUUUCUCAGGAAUAACUUCUCCCGUGCCAGGCAUUAUUGGUAGACGAGAGGAAGUUUCAACAGCCUCUAAUGAUCUUCCUAUGGUGGGGUUUACUGGCAGACUCCUGAUAGAUCCAGUCAACCCACUCAUUCAACAUGAAACAUCAAUGUAGAUAAUAGGGUUUUCAUAAACACAAUUCACCGAAGGUUGGAGUAAAAAUCUUCAAGAAUUUAGAAUGAAAUUCAUUGUAUGACAUUCAUUACACUAGUUGAGAAGAGAGCUCAGAAAGAGAAAUCCAAAGAAAGCUGAUGUGUUUGUAGAUAUGAGAAAUUGAUAACAAAAUAUUGCAGCCUUGAAUCUGUGUGGCAAAAAGGGCAGUAGACAUCACACAUUCUCACAUUGAAUUGUUUUAGUGUCUUUUUCACAUUGUACACAGAAUGAAUUUAUACAGAAAAAAAAUGAAUUAAAUUGGGGUUUUAAUUUUUUAUUGUUAUUAUUAUUAUUGUGGGUUUUUAAAAAAACUUUUCCAUGAAAACUCAAUUGUAAUGAAAUUGUUUUUGUUUCAUUGCAAAAUAAGCCAUUCAUUUAAACUUUCAAUAUUUUUAUAAUGGUAUCUAGUUAAUUUUUUGGUUCUAACAUUGCAUAAAAGAUAGCUGAAUCAUAGAUAAAUUGAUGCAAGUAAAUAACACAGUAGCCUGCUUUCCAGUGGGUUUAUUCGGAAAUUACUGUUUUGGGGUUUUGUUAUUAAACUCUGAAAAUAGUAAUUUCUGAAUAAACCCACUGAAAAGCUGGCUAGCAGGUUAAUAUCACAGCAAUACACAUGAAUAAGUUACAGUCCAUGUGGAUUUUAUUAAUGGACUUUUACAAGGAUUUCUACUAUUUAUGAUAGUAAAUUAUCAAUGAAAAAAGAAGCACAGUUCAAGUUAAUAAUUUACGUGUAGUAUAGUGCAGUAGGUGUCUUAUUUAUUUAUUUAAAACCAACAGGUUGCCAGGGAAAAUAAAGAUAGGACACUAGGGGCAACUUUACAGUAUUUCUUAGUAUUCUAAUGUGUAUUCUUAUAAAGAUUUUUUAUUCUUUUAUUGUGAAAUUGGUUUAAGUAUUCGUAUACUCCUUACUUUCAUCAAUUUUUUUUGUAAUUGGAAAAUGCCUGACUAGGAAAAUAGAGGAUUGUUCAAAGUGUAGUUAAUAUAAAGACUUCUUCGAGUAUGAAGAACCAUAAAAAAAUCUUUCUAGUGUGCAACUAUAAUUUUAAAACUGAUUUAAAAAUAAAACUGAGAAGCUA